AUGGACUGAAACGACUGCAUGCGUUCUGUGUGGAUGCUAAGCUCUUCAGUCAUGAACAUCUGGGCAACCUAUCGACGUCCGCUCUGUUGAGUGAGCUGAAUCGGUUUGGUUUAGUCAAUAGAGACAACGUGCAGCUGUUGAAGUUUAUUGCAAGAGCUUGCAGGCAACAUGCACUUCUGGAUGUGAUCAAACAGUUUGAAAAAACUCGACCUUUGCUCCCCUUGCCAGCAAACUUUGAAAAAUGGGAUUGCACAAUACCAAAUCACAGUAUUGUUAAUAUCCUUGUGCUGGAUACCGCUGAUAAUAUUGAUCGAAGAAGAAUAGAAAAUGUGUUGAGAUCAACUGCUGAUGUCUGUGGUGUUGAGUACCACGAGAUGGCCUGGCUUGGCUUCAAGGAGGAUGGAGAUGGGAUGAUAGCUGUUAUGGUGUUGAUACCAAGCAAGUGCUUAGCUACUCUGCAAUUCAAACUGGAUAGGGAUAACGACAGAACACUGGAAGAAAUAGGGAUUGUGAGUGUUGUUGUUGUUGUGGGAGCUAAGAUGAAGCCAAGGUUUGAACCCACGAGAUUGAGAUCCGGUAACCUAGAUGUUUUAGAAUUGCCUCGAGUGAAGGGCUUAGUGAGAAAAAUCACUGAUGGCAACACAGUUACACUAUCAGAAAUAGCCAGUGCAGCAGGGCAAGACGUUCCUAUUCGUGUCUUUACUUUCCUACUGGCACAUGCAACCAAUUGCCACAACGCUGUGGCAGUAGAUGAUUUAGCACACAUUGUCUGUUUGAGAAAAAAGGCAGGACAGUCUGUGUUUGACAUUCUACAAACAAUGAAAACACCAAUAAGUUUGAAGCUGCUAUCCAAUGCCUACAUUGCUGGUAGAGAGAAGCUUGUCCGCGCUCUUGUUCACCUAAAAUUUGUUCUUCAUCCUGCUGUUGAGUCAUACACUGUCCUGCUUGCUACAGUGUGUCAGAAUAAGGAUUAUCCACUGAGUCUAUUUCGGUUCCUACUGAAAAGUGAGGAGACAAUUGAAGAACCUUUUCAAGACUGCAGUAGGGAUGAUGUGUAUCAGAAAUGUGUCACAUAUUGCUGUAUCAACGAGCGUGAUGAUCUUGCUGCGGUCCUACUGAAACGAGGAGCAACGGUAGCAGCAGAGACGUUGAGAUGUUACUCCUCGUGUGUUGGUCGUGCAAUGAAGCACAUUGGUUGCCACUUGUAUGCCAUUCUGACUCCGAAAUGCCUCGUUAGGUGUGCCGAGCUCUCUUGGCAAAGUCGUCGUCUCACCCAGAUUUAUAAUGAUUGGCUUAGUCGAGACAAUCUUGCAGCUUUUCUGACAAAGCUGGACAUAUCAGACAACGGUCUUGGCUCCAUUCCAUCGAGCAUACUGGACGGUACACUGACACGUCUGGAAGAGGUCGAUUGCUCUCAGAAUAGUCUCACAUCCUUGUAUCAUGAUGUGGACGAACCUUAUCAACGCACGUACACGUACAAGUUGAAGGUGUUCAACGCGUCAAGGAAUCAACUGAAAAGGUUGCCACUUCGUCUGUUUCAGAUCCCCUCUCUUGAGAUCCUCAACGUUUCUCGAAACUCUUUGACAAGUCUCCCCGGUCCUGACCAGUUUCUAGAGACAUCAAGCGAUAGCGGUUCUCUUGAACUUGCAGAGCCCCGUUGGCUGUGUACAUGGCUAAAAGAAUUAAACGUAGCACACAAUGCUCUUACUCAAUUGCCUGAAUCUUUUGGGAACGUUUUGCAGCUACGAAAACUGAACUUGUCGAACAACAAACUGAACAGUAUAGCUCAGUCGCUCUGUAAAGCACGCUUCCUGGAGCAUAUAGAUUUGAGUGUCAAUUGUCUUGGUGCAGCUAGUAUUGAAGCCAACUUGAAUUACCUUCCUGAUUCUGUUCAGAUAUUGAAAUUAUGUGGCAAUGACUUCAGUUUUAUGCCUAUGGCUGUGCUCAAAAUGAUGGGCUUGCGACGACUCUACGUCGCUAAGAACUGCAUAAGCCACCUGCCAUACCCACAACAGUGGCACCUUCCACAUCUGGAGGUACUCGAUCUACAUGAUAAUAAGCUGGAUUGUGGUGAAGGCACAAUUUUACUACCCGAAUCAUUCGGCAAAACUCUUACUUACCUUGAUAUCAGCCACAACCAGCUGACAAAGUUUCCCAGAACUAUUUUAGGGCUCAAGAGACUUAUUUGUGUCAAAUUGGAAGGCAAUCCAAAGAUAACUGAAUUGCCCAAAGAAAUUCCGACUCUCAAGAGACUGUUUGAGUUGAAGAUUGAUGACAUGCUGACAGCUGUCCAAAAAUUCGAUGAGACGUUUCGUUCUGACUCUCCCACAAUUCACUACAGCAGAGUGAAGAAGAUUAUCAGAGACAUCUAUUAUGACUAUGGAGUCUAUUGUGGAGUCAAGGUAGCCAUAAGUGGCAGUGAGGUUGCGCGAGCUAAUGUAUUGCAAGAGCUGACGGUUAAAAAUUAUUCUGAUGCAGCAGAACGGCGCGUGGUAUACAGUCUGGUGUCUAGCAGUGACACGUUGAAGACCUUUAGGCCCAGACUCUUUAGACGACACAGCAGGAAUGUGAAGACUGAUAUCACUACAACUUUCAAGUUGUGGAGCAUACCUGGUAAUGAUUGCCACUACUGUUUUGUCUACGUCUUCGAUCAUCAUGCUGUCAAUUUGUCAGAUAAUUGCAGCUUCAUUGUGCUGCAGCAGGUUUUCUUCUCCGAAAACACGAUUCACUUGUUGGUGUGGGAUGAUAGUGACGGUCCGUCGGGGCUGGAUUUGAUAGAAGACACACUCAAAUUGAUCAGAGGAAGCAAGUAUUCAGUUCGUACAGCUGUGGUUGUAUUGAAGUCGGGACAACUCACGUACACGUCCGAUAUCCAACAACGAAUUGCUUCUCUGGGAGACAAAAUCGGUCUCGCUGCCAUCACUGUCGACUGCCACCGACGACGUCACAGUAAUUCGACUUUUCUUCGAGAUCACAUCUUCUCGACUGCAGUAGAAUUGGCAAAUAUUAGUGAGAGUGCAAUGGGAGAAAACAGCUGCGCGGUUCCCGCGAGUUUCCGUCACGCAGCAAGAACGCUGUUCAGCAAGAACAGCGAAACAACCGAAGCGUCCGUUUGUUCCCGCAAGUUUGUUGAAAAUCACAUGUUCCCGAACGGCUUCAGCGACCCGGACGAUUUCGACGAAGCGAUGAGGUUUUUGAUGAGGAUCGGUUCUCUGCUCCACUAUGAAGACACACCUCGUAAUCUCUACCAAUACUUCUUUCUCAACAUGGAUAUUGUAUCGCGCGUACUGGUGGCUGUAACGAGCGGUGGUUCAUCUCACUUGUCGUCCGGUGUUUCCCACACUCGUCACAUCUACGCCAUCUUCACAAAACUCUCCAUCUCGGCGGCCGACGGUGAUGCCCUCUUUGCUCUCCUCAUCAAGCUCAGCGUCGUCGUGCCACUCGAUUGUUGUCGUUGUCUCUUGCCGUUUCGCUUACCUCGUCAGAAACCAGGCCUCAAUUUGUCACUGUCUCAGUACCUCAUUCCUAUACAAUCCGAACAAUCUGAUGUCCCUAUACAAUCUGAUGUCGAUACCGAUUUGAUGCCGGAUGCUCGUGCUACCUAUGUCCGUCGUCUCUACUCUAUUACCAGCUUACCGCCUUGCUUUUGGGGUCAAUUUGUGAGCGCGCUGCUCGUCCAGAUCCAGCCGUUGCUUGAUUCGUUGCAUGACGGAGACGGUGAUCAUAAUCACGAUCAGCAUCAAGCAAAGACCGAUGCGGUGUUUUGGGCUGGAGGUAUUGUGGCGUUGUACGACGAGGGAUGCUUCAUUGUCAACGUGGUCGAGAGUGAUUUGAGUGAGGAGACGGGUUCGAUGGAAGGAGGCAAGUUAUGUAUGAAGAACGGACUCGAUAUCGUCGUGUUCGACCGUCGCCGUCGAUUCGCAGUAUUAGGUCUCAUCUGUAGUCACGUAGAGAGACUUCUACAAGAGUGGAUCGACACCAGUGAUGAUGAUCAUGCUUAUACAUCCGUUGAAGAGACGGUCUUGUCUAUCAAGAGGCUCAUUCCAUAUCCACCGUUUGAUCUGUCCAGCAACCAUUCUGUCGACGAACGUCUCAAUGAUCUCAUUUUCGAGCACGCGAUACCGCAGCAUGCGACACUCGAGAGCGUCGAAGAUUGCGCACAGGCGAUCGUCGAGGGUUCAAUCCUCACCGUCGGCAAUACAAAAACUGCCGUCGACGUCUCGCAUUUGGUACCCGACCUCACACUCUCGAGCAUACCGCCAAACGAACGUCUCGACGACAGAGACGUUAAGAUCGAGGUGACACCGGAAGGAAACUUGGGCAGUGGCGGAUUUGCUAACGUUUUUCUCGGCUACGUCGACGACGACCAGGCUGCAUUCAAGAUCUUUGCCACCAUAGUCACACCUCCUAUAUUCGACGAAAUCCAAUUGGAAACAAAAGAGGAAAUCAUCAGUCGCGGACCCAAAAGAGGCAGUCGACACUCAUCAAAGAGAAAGCAAGUCAAAGUCAAGAAGGUGGCGAGUUUGAGUCAACUGAAGAUGAACAAGUCGUUUGUCGUAGCGAGUAUAGGAAACGCAGCAGUCAGUGAGGAAGAAGUGAAGGCGGCCGUUCGUCCUCCUACACCUCGACUCGAUCCCCAUCAGUGUUUCAAGCAUCUGCGCGAUUUAUUACAAGAAGUGGCGGUCAUGAAGCAGUUGCAGCAUAAGCAUAUUGUCCAGUUCAAGGGUGUUCUCUUCGAUCCGUAUCUGUGUCUCGUCAUGGAGUUCGCUCCCGGCGGCAAUCUGGCGUCGCUCAUCAACGAGCGAAGAGACGAGAUCGGAUCGCUCUCCGAUCUACUCAACGGAGUCCAUUACUCCGGUAUCGCACAUGAUGGCAUCAUGGGUCGAGAAUUGACGCACAGAAUAGCUUUCCAAAUUGCGCUGGGACUCGAAUAUCUUCACAGUAAGUCAAUAUGUCAUCUCGAUAUGAAGCCGGAAAACGUGUUGGUGUGGUCCGAUUCGGUGACGGCUCCCGUCAAUGUCAAAAUCACGGAUUACGGCAUCGCUCUCAACAUGACGACCGUCGGAGUUAGGAAUGUGCGUGGAACGAUCGGAUAUCAAGCGCCCGAGCAAUUAUUGUUGAAGAAUCGCACAAGCCAGUCGUUUGACUUGCGGGUGGAUGUAUUUGCGUACGGUAUGAUGAUAUAUUACUUGCUGACCGGCGUUCAUCCGUUUGAAGAAGACAUAAUCAAGCGCGACAGAGUCGAGCAAAACGUCAGACAGAACGACCGUCCGUCUCUGCCCACCGGUCAGUCUUUGAUUCGUUUGCAGUCUCUUAUCGCUCGCUGCUGGCAAUAUUGGCCGAGCGAGAGACCGUCCCCUUGUGAGAUAGUUUCCGAAAUGUGUGAGGCGUCGUUCCAUCUGCAGUGCGAUGAUCUUGCGGUAAACGGCAAGCAUCACAUCUUGGCAACCGCGUUGAUGACGGAAGAGCUCGUGCGUCAACACAGCGAUAGCAUCGAGUCUUUAGGGGCCCGUUUUCCUCUGCGCAGUCCUCUUGUCCGUCACCGCUCGUGGACGUGCGGUCAAGUGCCUUCUCCUAGAUCGAGAAGAAGCCCUCGGUCACGCAAUAGACCAACGAGUUUGGUAAGUGAAGAUAAUGUGCGGCCAGCGUUGUCGCUAGCUGGCAGACAGUUGAGCCUCCCAACAACCAUUACCAAGCCGUUUUCACGUCCUUUCCUCACGGAAACGCUUUCGGAAUUCGACGAAAAGAAAGAAAAUUUCCUUCGUUCUCCCUCACCAACGUCUCCUCGUUCACGUACUCCUACUCCACAAGACGUUUCUGGUGAAAGCAAGAGAUCUUCGAAAGAUUAUCAAGAAUAUCAAGAAUAUCAAGAAUAUCAAGAAUAUCAAGAGGAUGAGGCAACACCGGGAGAAUUCAGUUCUGGAGAAGAGUCCGACUUGUCAUCGGAAGACGAAAUAGCGGAGACGCUUUUCUCGUUCGCACUUUGCAUCACUUCAGAUUCUCUUUUGGUAGCCGACCCGCUUAUCAGCCGCUUUCUGUGUAAGCAGACGACCAAUAAAUUGAUAUCAGGUGAUGUGUCUGCAGUCUUGUUUCUACACAAUAGACUAUGGAUUGGAUUUCAAUCCAAAGAAAUUCAGGUGUUCGAGUGCGUCAACGGUGAAAUCACCGAGGGAAUCAAACAUCAAUCAUUUACCUGUAACGACGUUGUACAAGAUUUCCAGUAUCAAAUCUUCCCUGAUAGCAAAGAAGCCAAAGUUUUCGCGCUGCUAUCAAACGGUCAAAUAGUUGUCGUAAAGGGACACAAACACGCCACCGCUCAUGCCCGGACUCCGAGGCUGUUACACGAAUGGGGCAGAGAUGCUUUCUAUCAAUGGGAUCAACCGGAAGUGAGAACUGUAGGCAACAUUGGUUUCGAAAGAGAAGAUGCAGCCAAAGUCACGUCGUGUAUUGUACUUCCAAGGCUUGGAGAACUAUGGUUCUGUCAAGGAAACAGCAUUAUAGCAGUCGAUACUAUCAAGAGCCCGGAGCAGUUAAUCGAAAUCGAUGGCUCACCUGCAGACGGCAUCACUGUGACGGAUAUCACAAUGAUCAAACACGCCGUCCUUGUAAAAGAUUCCGUGUGGUGCAGUGGUGACGCAAGCUGCCGUACUCUCUGCGAAAUACAAGUGCCACCCGUAACUCAAAAGGCAAGCUUCAAGCAUCAAUGUUGGAAACUAGACCAACUCAUUUCUAGUAUACUCGGAUGCUCUAAAUCGACAGGCCGUGCAGGAUAUGUCUACAACAGACGAAGUCUGAUGAGCAACACGAACCAUCACAAUCCUCAAUCGAUUCAAUGUUUAGCAGCGGUCAACGACACCGUGUGGGUAGCAUGCAACGACGGUUCUAUCCUCGUUGUUUGCAAAGAUGACGACGACACGGUCCGCGUCCUGGCGACGCUGCAAUGUCGUCCAACUCUCGACCAUGCCGUUGCAAAAACGGGAGAAAAACCGCCAUCGAUAACAAUAACAAACAUGCAUCAAGUUGGCAACCGAGUUUUAGUCUAUCACAAAACGCAUCCGGUCAGUAAACAAGGUGCAGAGAAGAUGGUCAUAGCAGGAGUGUUCGAGGCAGUCGACAGCUCGCAGCUUAAGAACAUAACGUCAUACUAUAAUAUAGACAGCGCCUAACGAGUGUAUAGAUAGAAAACAACUUAUCACAUAAUAUGUAUUCCUAGGUGGUUGUUAGAGGUUGCUAUGGAAACAAAUUUGUGCUCAAUAAUUAAGGUAAUAAAAUAGUUGCGACCAGCAACGGUCACGGUUCAUCCGGU
Molecule: messenger RNA, 7306 nt
Organism: Corticium candelabrum
Lineage: Eukaryota; Metazoa; Porifera; Homoscleromorpha; Homosclerophorida; Plakinidae
Product: leucine-rich repeat serine/threonine-protein kinase 1-like
Exons: 15
Coding region: 375-7166 (2263 amino acids)
Biological process (GO): protein phosphorylation
Molecular function (GO): protein kinase activity; ATP binding; protein binding
Source: RefSeq, a predicted model, not a curated record